Molecule: messenger RNA, 1432 nt
Organism: Telopea speciosissima
Lineage: Eukaryota; Viridiplantae; Streptophyta; Magnoliopsida; Proteales; Proteaceae
Product: probable purine permease 11
Exons: 2
Coding region: 135-1274 (379 amino acids)
Cellular component (GO): membrane
Molecular function (GO): purine nucleoside transmembrane transporter activity
Source: RefSeq, a predicted model, not a curated record
ACAAGUAUAAAACUACAAAUUCAUGUUUCCAUUAUUUGCUGGGCUUUGCUAUCCACAUAAUUGCUUGCUAGAAGCCAUUGUGCUUAUAUUGAUAUCUUCUUCUUUUAUUCUCUCAUUUUAUCCUCUUCUUCUUCAUGGGGGGAGCUCAAGAACUACAACUCCAUGUCAUUGAUUCAGAAGCACAGGAACCAAACUUGGCCAAAGAUGAAGCUGUCAUUACCGAACCCUCACUUCCUACACCAAAAAGAAGUUAUAAGUGGUGGCUCUUAAUGGCACUUUACAUAUUCUUUAUUGUCUCAGGCCAAUCUAUUGCAACUCUUCUAGGGAGACUCUACUAUAACAAAGGUGGAAAUAGUAAGUGGCUACAAACAAUUGUUGUAACUGCAGGCUUUCCAUUUGUCCUCCCCCUUCUAAUCUAUUUCUCCUAUAAACCUUCUAUCCCAAACCAUACCAAUACUUCCAAUAAGAGGUCACCCUCUAUCAUCACCCUUGUACUCCUUUACACCUCCUUAGGUAUAUUCAGUGCUGGUGAUAACUUCUUGUAUGCAUAUGGACUGUUAUAUCUCCCUGUUUCUACAUAUUCUCUUGUUUGUGCAACCCAAUUGGCUUUUAAUGCACUAUUCUCCUAUUUCAUUAACUCCCUUAAGUUCACUCCUGUUCUGCUUAAUUCAGUAAUCAUCCUCACUAUCUCUGCUUCACUCCUUGCUCUCCAUUCUGAAUCUGAUGGAUCCACAGGAGUUACAAAGGCACAUUAUGCGAUCGGAUUUUUAUGCACCUUAGGUGCAUCUGCCCUUUUCUCCCUAUUACUUUCACUUACCGAACUUUCAUUUGAGAAAGUUUUGAAAAAGAAAACAUUUUCUGUGAUAUUGGAGAUGCAAAUAUACCCGGCAAUAGCUGCAACAUGUGUUUGCUUGGUGGGGCUUUUCGCUAGUAGGGAAUGGUGGAGUCUAAAGGGAGAGAUGGAGCAAAUUGGAAGGGUAUCUUAUGUGAUGAUCUUAGUUUGGACUGCUGUGGCAUGGCAAGUUUUUUCUGUUGGUGCACUGGGUUUAAUAUUUGAGGUGUCUUCACUCUUUACCAAUGUCAUUAGUACAGUGGCUUUGCCCAUUGUUCCAGUCUUUGGUGUGAUAUUUUUUCAUGACAAAAUGGAUGGGGUGAAGGUGGUUGCUUUGAUUUUGGCUAUCUGGGGGUUUAUUUCUUACAUGUAUCAAAAUUAUCUUGACGAUUCGAAGUCAAAGGCUACAAGAACAGAAGCAAAUGAAAGCUCUAAUACUUAAGCUUCUUGACAAGGAAGAAUAGUUGUAUACAUUGAGGAUAAAUCCUCUUCUAGUACAUCUUCUUGUCUUCUUAAGUUGUGUCAAAGGUCAUUUUUUUCAUACUAAAACCAUAAGGGAAAUUUCAAUUUUAUUGACACAAAAGUUCUCUUUAAAGUCUA